AACAGCGAGUUCAUGCGUGCAGCUGCGGCAUGCUACUAGCUGUGGCGACACUUUUGUUGCGUGUGUGAACUCGAACGAACCUUUUGAUUUGUUUUUCAUAGUUCAGCACGGCAAAGAUUGGAGCCUCUCUCUGUGUUAUCUGUGUAUAUCUAUGCUGUAAGGGAAAAAAAAAACUGAUCUUUUGACUUGUGUUUCAAAGUUCAGCACGACAAAGAAGUGUUCUGUGUAUAUCUACGCUGUAAGGGGAAAAAACUGCUUGUAGAUUAUACACUUUGCAGAACUGCCAGUGCAAGUGAAUGUUUACAAACAAUGCAACAAGAUGUUACCAGGUUUGGUUAGUGUGAGAAUAAGCAGACUAUUUUAUAAAUCAGCACGGUCAUUUGUAUGUGCUAGGAUUAGAGUCCCUGUAGGCUAUGGACAGAGACGAAUUAACGUAGUAGGCACAUUGCCACAAAUCGACAUACACGCGCACAGGUUCAAGUACACGAAAAAACAAGUGAAUACCGAAGAAGACGAAGACGAUGAUAUUGACAGUGUAUCAGAAGUUUUAGACCCUUCAGAUAAAAGCAUAAGCACUAAGAAGUGUAAUGUCACUUCGCUGCGUGUUGACCUGAUUAUAAAGGCUGGAAUGGGAAUGGCACGAAACAAGGUAGAAACAUCCUUUUAUGAAAGUCGAAUACGAAUAAAUGGGAAGAAGAUACUUAAGAAAAGUGUACAUGUAAAUGUUGGUGAUGAGAUUGAUAUAAUACGUGGACCAAGUUCUUCAAAUCCAGAUUUUCUGGUUGUAACUCGGAUUGAGUUACUGUCAGCAACUCCAAAGGAUGAUUCUGUAGUCGUGCAUCUGAAACGUCAUAAGAAUUUAGUAGUUGAAAAUUAUAAUGAACCGUGGAGAGGUUCAUUGGCCUGAGCAUCAAUUUGUUCAAUACAGAAAUGUUUUUGUAACAUUUUACUAAAUAUGAUUGUUAGAUUUUCACUGUUUUCAUCAAAUAAAAUAUGUUUUUUCCUGA
Messenger RNA from Schistocerca nitens (vagrant locust), 1007 nucleotides. RefSeq names its product mitochondrial transcription rescue factor 1. Bases 320 to 907 code for a protein of 195 amino acids. NCBI's taxonomy places the organism in Eukaryota, Metazoa, Arthropoda, Insecta, Orthoptera, Acrididae. The transcript has 4 exons. The record is from RefSeq and is a predicted model, not a curated record.